GCGUGGGAUGGACGUGUGUCGGUUUGUUAAUGAAGUGUCACCUGACCCUGUCCUAACAUUGCACGGGGGGAGAGGAUAUAUAGUCCAAAUAAACAUACAUUCGAGUGAGUGGAAGACACAAUUAUUUCCAACAUCUCCAUACAGUAUAGCCUAGUAGCCUAUUCAGACUCCUUGGAUUGGUGCGCCGGUCAGUGUUGGCUCUUGGCACAGGGGUUAGAGGCACAUCUGCUGUCGACAGAGGCUCGUUGUCCUUCUCUAUCAGACAUUCUUGAUCAGAAGAAAACGUCCGGUACGAAGAUUUUAAUCAACGAGCCGACUGUGCGUCACUACAAAAUCGUUAUUUUGAAAGCGCCCCCGUGCAUUUUACUCCCUCGGUUUGCCUUUUUUCCGUGCGUCGUGGAGAAGGAAACACUGACGGUGUAUCCGAUGCUCCUGCAAAACGGAUAACGGAAUAUUCUAUGUAUGUUUGACGAAGGUUGGACAUUUGGCCAAACCCAUUCAUUGUAAGGAUAAGAAACGCUGCGCGGUCGCAACGUUUUCAAUCUCCUGAUUGCUUCUUUAUUAUUGCUUUUAUUGCUGUGGGCUGAGGAAAUACAUUGUAUUUCUAGCGUAGUGUUACGUAAGACUGACUUUAUCCAAGGUGCUGAAUUGAACGGUAUAGCGGGACACAGAAGGAAGAAGGCAAUCUUGUUUAAGUCUACCCAGAAGGUCACAGGCCUAUACGUGGGAGAUUUGGAGAGGACCGCACAGCACUGGCAUCGUUGAUACCCGUAUUCCUGUAGCAAGACCGCCUUUUAUUUCUCUCUUUGGUUAAAUACAUUCUUAAGGUGGUCGACUACACGAGGAGAAAAUGUCGGGGCAGACGCUCACGGAUCGUAUUGCCGCUGCGCAGUACCAGUUGACGGGAUCAGAGGUAUCUCGCGCCGUCUGCAAAGCCACCACUCACGAGGUGAUGGCGCCCAAGAAAAAGCACUUGGAAUAUCUGAUAUCGGCUACCAAUGCGACCAACGUGAACAUCCCUCAGAUGGCCGACACUCUGUUUGAGAGGGCCACCAACGCCAGCUGGAUUGUCGUCUUCAAGGCACUAGUCACCACACACCACAUGUGUGUCCAUGGAAACGAGAGGUUCAUCCAAUACCUGGCCUCCAGGACCGCUCUGUUCAACCUCAGCAACUUUAUAGACAAAACAGGCUCCCACGGCUAUGACAUGUCUACGUUCAUCAGACGUUACGGCCGCUACCUCAAUGAGAGGGCCUUUGCCUAUCGCCAGAUGGCUUUCGACUUCACCAAAGUCAAGAAGGGUGCUGAAGGGGUGAUGAGGACAAUGGCUCCAGACAAACUGUUAAAAGGCAUGCCCGUCCUGCAGACCCAGAUCGACACACUGCUGGAGUUUGAUGUCCACCCCAAGGAGCUGAAUAACCCUAUCAUCAACGCGGCGUUCCUGCUGCUCUUCAAGGAUCUGGUCAAGCUGUUUGCCUCCUACAACGAUGGGGUCAUCAAUCUAUUAGAGAAAUACUUUAAGAUGAAGAAGAGCGACUGCAAGGAGGCCUUGGAGAUCUAUAAGAGGUUCCUGACCAGGGUCACCAAGAUUGGAGAGUUCAUGAAGCUCGCUGAGACAGUCGGUGUCGAAAAAAAUGACAUUCCAGACAUCAACUAUGCUCCCAGUAGCAUCCUGGAGUCUCUGGAGACACACAUGAACAGCUUGGAGGGGAAGAAGGGUGAAGGGUCUCCAACAAAGGGGUCCCCCACCAAUAACGUGUCCCCGACCUCCACCCCCGCCAAAUCUGCAGCCUCCGUGCCCACCCUAGUGCCGCCACCCGAAGAAGCCACUGAUUCUCUGUUGGAUCUGGACCCUCUGUCCUCCUCUGGUCCGUCAGCAGGAGCCUCAGCAGCCCCUAUGUCCUGGGGAGACCUCCUUGGAUCAGAAAUGGGAGAGUCCAUGCUUCCUGACCCCACCCUCGCUGUAGACACCGCUCCCUCUCCCGCGGGGGUAACGCCCACCCCUGUAGCCGCAGAGCCAGGAGUCACUCUGGCUCCUCCCCCUAGUGCGGCCGCCACCAACCCCCCCGGUGCGACGAAUAUGGAUCUGCUGGGAGAUGCGUUUUCGACCCCUGCUCCCGCCUCUGAUGCCUCUGCCGCUGCCGAGGGCGGGGCCCCGGCCUCCACGCCAACCCCAGCUUCCGACGCUGCAGCCGACCCCUUUGCCCCCACUGGUAGCAGCUCAAAUGCAGUAGGCCCAGGGCUGGACCUGUUUGCCAUGAUGCCAAUGGAGAACAACUGCUUUAACUCAGUGGCGCCCUCUCCUGCCCCCUCCUCCACCAUCGCAGCACCCAUCCCCCCCACCACCCCAUCGAUAGACCUCUUCAGUGCUAUGUUUGAUUCAAUGCCAGAUCCAAGCUUCACCAAAGCAGACCCUGCCCCCAGUGUUGACAUGUUUGGAGCAGAUGCAUUCUCCUCCCCUGCCCCCUUCCUCUCCUCAGACCCCCCAACUGACAAGGGGGCGAUCAUGGACAUGUUUGGGGACUCCACCGGUGGAGAAACCCAACCUGCUGCACCUGCAGCUGCCUCUGGUGCUGAGCUGAUGGCAGCGUUCGAUGGUCUAGGGGAUGUGUUGAUGCCUGCCAUGACGCCCCAGACUGGGGCCGCCUCAUCUCCAGUUAAACAUAUGGGAGGGGACCUAGACGCCACCAUGGCUAACAUGGCUAGCAAUCUGGGAAUGGGGAGCCAAAAAACGGGGGAGAACACGAUGGGAAGUGGAGGCUGGUCAACUCCUCAGGUAGCCCCUCCAAGUUGGGGCGCUCCCAUGAACGUUCCAAUGGGAUCCCCUUCUUUUAUGGGGUCUUACCAAGGAUUCAGCAUGGGCGGGGCGGCCGGCGCUGGAGCUCCCAUGAUGCCCAUGGUUAGGCCAGGCUUUGGAGCCCCUGCAGCCCCAGGAGCACCGAUGGGAUCUCCAGGGAUGGCCGGGAGCCCGAGGAGGCCUCCGCCCCCCAAGAAUGCCCUAGAUGACCUCAACAUCAAGGACUUCAUGUAAACCCCUCUAACCCAUCCCUCUGAGAGGUUGUUGUUAUGUCUGGAGCUGUGGAUGUGGAUGUGUGCACCCCUGUCUCCCUCCUGUCACGCCCCAGCCCCUUCAGCCAAUCAACCAUCAGCACUACGACCCCUGUCCUCUGACUUCCCCGUAACCUCUGUCUGCUGUUGUAGCAAAAGCUGUGGAUGUGAAUCAUAGACACAGAAAACUAAACUGUGUAUGAGUGUGUGUGUACUUCAAUGUUAUCCUUUACCUAAACUAAGAAAAAAAUGUACCAUAAAAAAUUAUCGUGUAUUUAGAUUUGUUCUGGAACUCCCAGGUGUCAGCUGACUUGGAAUGGUGGAUCUGUGUUGAUUUUCUUGCGCGUUUCCCAGACGAGGAUUGUGUUGUUAACCGUGGACUGUGUUCGGUGUGUGUAAACCUCACUGGCCAAUCCCUGCCCUAUCCUCUCCCUCGCUAUCCAAUCAAAUUCUGUAUAUUGCUGUCUUUCUAACAUCAUUCAACACUUCGUUGUACUCCUCUCCAUUAAUUGAGCCACCCAGCCUCUGAGAACAGAUGCAGUAAUAUUGAAAUAUGUACAACUGUCACCACAAAUCUGGGUUUACGAGAUGACAAAUGAUACGACAAAAUGUUUUGUUUUUAUUUUGUCUAUUUUUUUGAUUGUGUGUUACAUGCAACAUUUGUGGACUAUGUUCAAAUUGACAUAUGCAUUUUAAAAUAUUUUUAAGUAUAGAUUAUACAUAUAUUUCUUUAAUCUUUAUUUUGAGAGAAAAUGUAUCAUAUAUUUUAGUUAUGUCUAUGAAUUCUAGGGUUUUAAAAAAUUCAAGCAGUUUCGAAAAAUAUCUCUCAUCUGUAUUUAGAGGCAGCACUGACUGCAAACUCAGCCCCCAGUGUUUACUGUGGCUCUCCCUGUUGGUGUGGAGUGUUACUGCAUUUGACCAUGUCAAGUGAAGUUGAUCGAGGCUGGAUCCAAAUACUUUUUAAAAAUCCUCAUUUACUUGUCUCCUUUACAUAACGGCCAAUUAUCUGAAUUGAAUUGAUAGGUGAAAGGCAAUUGGUGAAAACCAACCAGUGGUCAUGAAAUGAAGGAGACAAGGAAAGGAGGUUUGUAAAUAUUGUUGGGACACAGCCCAUGUCAACCUAAGGCUCAGGUGGCAAACUCAUUCCACGGAGGACCGAGUGUCUGCAGGUUUUCGCUCCUACUUUGUACUUGAUUGAUGAAUUUAAGGUCACUAAUGAGUAAGGAACUCCCCACACGCGGUUGUCUAGGGCUUAAUUGAAAGGACAAAGCAAAAAAAACAGCAGACACUAGGCACUUCAUGUAAUGAUUUUGACAACCCUGACCUAAGGUCAUUGUGGAGCAGUGAUCAGUAGAGUUGUAUUGUCUCCCGUAGCAACACUCCAGAGGUGUUGGAAACUCGUUAGCUGUAAACCGCUCAGAUAUACACUGGAUGUUCCAUGUGUUGUUUUUCUUCCAAAGUGACUAUCUUAAUCUGUUGUGGAAAAAAAGUAUAGAGAAAGAAAAAGAGGAAUAAAACGUAUAAAAAAUGUGGAUAACAAUAUUUGCUGUAUAUUUGGUUGAAGGCAGUGUUUGGUUCUUGGAUGGCAUCACUCCUCUCCUCUCCCCCACUUGCAUGUGAGUCCCUUGAGAUGCAAUAAAAUACAAACACACUGGUGGAAA
Oncorhynchus masou masou (cherry salmon) is the source of this 4709-nucleotide messenger RNA. RefSeq names its product clathrin coat assembly protein AP180-like. The transcript is spliced from 28 exons. Gene Ontology annotation, biological process: clathrin-dependent endocytosis; clathrin coat assembly; synaptic vesicle budding from presynaptic endocytic zone membrane. The record is from RefSeq and is a predicted model, not a curated record. Gene Ontology annotation, cellular component: extrinsic component of presynaptic endocytic zone membrane; clathrin-coated vesicle; clathrin-coated pit. Gene Ontology annotation, molecular function: phosphatidylinositol-4,5-bisphosphate binding; 1-phosphatidylinositol binding; SNARE binding. The coding region runs from base 851 to 3031 and encodes 726 amino acids. Lineage: Eukaryota; Metazoa; Chordata; Actinopteri; Salmoniformes; Salmonidae.